ACUGCAACGCACGCAAAGUGUAUGAUAGCAGCUUACGCGUCCACCUUCGACCAACUUUUUGACCCCUCGCCAACAUCACCUUACACCUUCUCAAGUGACAUGUCUUCUCCUACAACUCGAGCGACUCGCGCGGUGGCGGAAAAGGUUUUUCAUGCCAUCUGCGACGCAAUUAAGUCUGGUAAGCCUGAAGUACUGGAGUUUGCCAAUCUCGAUUCUGCGGUCUCCGAUUUAGUACUUGAUAGCCUCUUCGACCGUAUCAAUGGUCACCUAGAAGAACAUAGUUUUCAGUAAUACCCCUUGUGAUAUGCUAUGACCUUUUGCUAAUUCACAUUAGCGUCCACUUCUCAGCUCUAGACCACCAUCUACUGGUAGUCAUGCCCAGCCUCCUUCAUGAGGCUGCAGGUGCAUGGCUAAUUGAGCAAUACACUCGGUGGAGGGGAGCAAACCUCAUUAGUAGUGAGGCUAGUAGAGCAAUAAUGAAGCCGGUAUCACCACGUAAGUGCACCAGAUUACAGUCGCCAAUGGUAGUACUAAGUGACCAGGAAUCGACAAUUUCAUCGGACAGUAUGCCAAUACUGUAAAAGAACCAGACUUCUCUUUUAUUCCUGUUGGUCCCAAUAGAGUGAAGAGAGAUUUUCCCUCUAUUGUCCUAGAGGCUGGUUGGUCAACUACAGCAGUUGGUUUAACUGAGGCCCGUCGUAUCUGGCAUGACGGGUCUGGGGGGCGUGUUAUGGUGGUGAUCUUGGUAAAGCUGUUUAGGCCAAGAGGUGCAAAUGACCCGAUUCGUGUGACUCUGGAAAUCUCGCAUACCACCCCUGGUGCUGCGCAGUGUUCCCAACCAUCCUGGGCGCCCUACAGGGCCCUGGCGGGCUUGCAGUCCCGGGCGUCCCGGGCAGGGUGGGUAAGGACAGCAGGGCAUGGCGUCCGUCUUUAAUAAAGACCGCCGUCCGAAGGGUUGACGCCCGGGCCUGGGAGUCUUGAUACAAAUGGCAUCUUCCGGCCGUCCUCACCGGGGACUGGCCGUCAUUCGCAGAGCCCGACAGUCAUUUGCAGGGCCCAGCCAUCAUUCAUAGAGCCCGGCUGUCAUCUGUAGGGCCCGACCGUCAUUCGUAGGGCCCGGACGUCAUCUGCAGGGCCCGGCUCUCAUCUGCAGGGCCAUUUGCAGGUGAGACACCUAUAGGGCCCGGCCGACCGUCCGGGUAGUGGUUAGGACGGACCACAGGAUAGGCGUCCGUCCAAGGCAGAGUUCCAGCAACCGGUGUCCGUCCCGUCCGAAGCCAAGGAUGGACGGACUGGACGCUUGGGAACACUGGUGCUGCGUUCACUGUGUCCACGAUGGUACUUUCUCUCUUUUUAUUCUCUAGGCUAGGGUGCCUAUCAUUUGCUGAUAUUGAGAAGUCCGUGUUUCCAAAUCCCGGUCCUGCACAACAAGAUCCAACUCUUACAAUCAUGGAGUUAUUCGGGGGACAAUGUCCACCAAACCAUAACCCUCAGACAGUACUUCCGCUUGAACUUGAGAUCUUGCGCGAGAAUCUAGAGACCGCCAUUGUCGAUUAUGGACGCCUUCCCGCUUAACUUUUCAAUCGAGAUGGGAUUCGGAGGUCAGAUGUAAUGGCAAUAAUAUAGUUUUCAGAAGGCCAAUUGUUAACUUCAUGUUCGCUGGAAGCUUGUACAGAGGAGGGCAGUAAGCUGGGUGACAGGGAUUUCGACCACGCCUAGUUUGCGGCCACCGCAAUAGUACCAGGUAUCACGAAGUGCGAGCUUUUGUAUUGGGUCUACCAGAGCAAUACAAGCGGAAAUGGGCUUGACAUAUUUACAACUGCUACUCAAACAUACAUGACUCCUUCUUUGCUUUCUCAAGUACAUAGGAGGAUUGCUGGAAUUCAGCUUCUCCUGCAGCCUUCUUUUUAAACUCUGCCUGCACCUUUGCUGCCUCAUCCAUCGCUUUCUUAAUGGUUUCCAUAUUCGUUAAGGGC
Tuber aestivum (summer truffle) is the source of this 1976-nucleotide messenger RNA. The record is from the annotation of a GenBank genome assembly. NCBI's taxonomy places the organism in Eukaryota, Fungi, Ascomycota, Pezizomycetes, Pezizales, Tuberaceae.